AUGAAGGUCGACGACCCACUUGCCAUUGGACUUGCAAAUGUGUUCCAAAAACGCGGCGAAGCGAAGAUCGUAGGGGCCGUGUCAAGUGUGUUCAGCCGAUAUGUACCACCUGCGAUAGACGCGAUCAAUAGCUACUACGGCCACGACAAGAUACCUAUUGCGAUACAGAAGCCAGUUGACAACACUACUCGAAACCCCACCAUUCCUCAGGAGAACGAGUACGUGACGGGCUUAACGCACAAGUUCCCACAGGAUGUGGGUGAUGGCAGCAAUACCAUGGAUACGGUCUUGCUGUACCGCCAUCUACUUGCAGUGAGCCCAGACCACAGUAUUACGAUCGCUAACAUUGGUUUUCACGAUAAUCUCUACCAAUUACUGCAAUCGCCGCCUGACAAGAUCUCACCACUGUCGGGACCAGACCUGAUCAAGAAGGUUAUUGAGCAUGUUGUGCAAGGCAACCCAAAUGGCACAUCGUUCAAUUUCGAAGGCAACGGCCCCAAGUUUGCGCAAUAUGUGCUGAUGCACUGGCCUGGCCGCGUCAUAUACGUUCCGGACGCAAUUGGCAGUACGGUCUACUUUGGGUCAAAAUUGACGACAGAGCUCAACAAGACAACAAGCCCGGUGCCUUACGCUGCUGCAACUAGCAUCGGAAUUGGCAAUGUACAUCAGAGUUGGAACUCAACAGCAAUCUACUACGCUGUACGCGGCCUUGACGAUAUCUAUGGAGUAGAGAGAGGUGAAGGUGAAAUCACCUUUUCCCAGAACGGAACGGCGGUUUGGGACUACAGCUCUCAAUCACGGCUGCAGCAAUCCAUCGACUUGAAGAUUAAUAACGUCACAUUCGCAGCAAGACUAGAGGAGCUACUAUUAUCAGAGCCGUCGAUAUUUCCGUAA
Didymella exigua CBS 183.55 is the source of this 894-nucleotide messenger RNA. RefSeq lists its product as uncharacterized. NCBI's taxonomy places the organism in Eukaryota, Fungi, Ascomycota, Dothideomycetes, Pleosporales, Didymellaceae. The coding region runs from base 1 to 894 and encodes 297 amino acids. Gene Ontology annotation, molecular function: hydrolase activity, hydrolyzing N-glycosyl compounds. The transcript has 4 exons. The record is from RefSeq and is a predicted model, not a curated record.